AUGAACGGGCUGACGGCGCCGGCGCCCGGCCCGGGGGUUUCCAUCGCCAUGAAGGACCACGAUGCCAUCAAGCUGUUCAUCGGCCAAAUCCCGCGGAACCUGGAGGAGACCGACCUCAAGCCCCUCUUCGAGGAAUUCGGCAAGAUCUACGAACUCACCGUGCUCAAGGACCGCUUCACCGGCAUGCACAAAGGUUGUGCCUUUCUUACGUAUUGUGCCCGGGACUCAGCCCUAAAAGCUCAGAGUGCCCUCCAUGAACAGAAGACACUGCCUGGGAUGAACCGCCCAAUCCAAGUGAAACCAGCAGAUAGCGAAGGCCGGGGAGAAGACAGGAAGCUCUUUGUAGGCAUGUUGGGGAAGCAACAAAGCGAAGACGACGUCCGGCGACUCUUCGAACCCUUCGGACAGAUUGAAGAAUGCACCAUCCUCCGAGGCCCCGAUGGAGCCAGUAAAGGAUGUGCCUUUGUCAAAUAUGGAAGCCAUGCAGAAGCUCAAGCCGCCAUUAGCACUCUCCAUGGGAGUCAGACCAUGCCGGGUGCAUCCUCCAGUUUAGUUGUGAAGUUUGCCGACACAGACAAGGAGCGAACUCUGCGGCGGAUGCAUCAAAUGGCGGGACAGCUGGGCAUCUUCAAUCCCAUGACGAUCCAGUUUGGAGCCUACGGAGCCUACACACAAGCGAUAAUGCAGCAGCAGGCAGCACUCAUGGCUGCCGCACAAGGAAGUUGUCUCAACCCCAUGGCAGCCAUUGCGGCAGCACAGAUGCAGCAGAUGGCCGCUUUCAACGUGAGCGGCUUGGUGGCAGCUCCUAUGACACCCUCGUCAGGUACAAGCACACCUCCAGGGAUCAGCACAGCUCCAGUCCCCAGCAUAGCUACCCCCAUUGGCGUCAAUGGGUUCAGCCCUCUCCCACCACAGACUAACGGGCAGCCAGCAUCGGAAACCAUUUAUACCAAUGGGAUCCAUCCGUACCCAGCUCAAAGUCCCACCGUGGCAGACCCCUUGCAACAAGCCUAUGCAGGCAUGCAGCACUAUGCAGGUCCAGCAUAUCCAGCCGCCUAUGCACCAAUCAGCCAAGCCUUCCCACAGCAAACUCCCAUUAUCCCUCAACAACAGAGAGAAGGCCCUGAAGGCUGUAACCUCUUCAUUUAUCACCUGCCCCAAGAGUUUGGCGAUGCAGAACUCAUGCAGAUGUUCCUACCUUUUGGUUUCGUCAGUUUUGACAAUCCAACUAGUGCCCAGGCAGCCAUUCAAGCCAUGAACGGCUUCCAGAUCGGCAUGAAGAGGCUAAAGGUCCAAUUAAAGAGGCCAAAAGAUGCAAAUCGACCCUACUGA
Molecule: messenger RNA, 1332 nt
Organism: Notechis scutatus (mainland tiger snake)
Lineage: Eukaryota; Metazoa; Chordata; Lepidosauria; Squamata; Elapidae
Source: RefSeq, a predicted model, not a curated record